Diaporthe citri is the source of this 477-nucleotide messenger RNA. RefSeq lists its product as uncharacterized. Gene Ontology annotation, molecular function: protein binding. The transcript has 6 exons. Bases 1 to 477 code for a protein of 158 amino acids. NCBI's taxonomy places the organism in Eukaryota, Fungi, Ascomycota, Sordariomycetes, Diaporthales, Diaporthaceae. The record is from RefSeq and is a predicted model, not a curated record.
AUGAGUGAACCACCACGCAUCUUCUCAUGGACCGUUUCAGAGGAUUUGGAGUUCACUCACUUGGAUACCGCUAACGUCACAACCUCCUCUUGCUACUUGUCAGACGAUGGGGACUACGUCUUCAGUGCCGGCGGCCCGGGUGCACGAAUCAAUGCUAUGACUGAUGAUGGCGGGAUUGGGGAACAGGUCAACGAACUGUUCUUUGUUCCCCAGCAAGAUAUCCCGAAUGUGGACAAGACUCGCCAGGCUGUUCUUUACGGUGGAUACGCUUUCGAUGUGAACAUCAACAAGAAGGCAUUUAUCCCUCAUAUUGGCUGGGACGCCAUUUUCAUGUACGACAUUGGCGAAGAUGGAAAAGCGGAUUUGCUCUCCGUCAAUCUGAGUCCCUCGUCAGGAGAUGGACCUCGAAACUCUUACCAGACCGCAGACGGAAAGCUUCUUUACGUUAUAAACGAGCAUAACCUCCGAGGCAGAUAA